Parasteatoda tepidariorum (common house spider) is the source of this 1461-nucleotide messenger RNA. RefSeq lists its product as uncharacterized. Gene Ontology annotation, biological process: DNA integration. The record is from RefSeq and is a predicted model, not a curated record. Lineage: Eukaryota; Metazoa; Arthropoda; Arachnida; Araneae; Theridiidae. Gene Ontology annotation, molecular function: nucleic acid binding.
AUGUCAUUUAAAGAAUUGUUUUUGAGUUCCAUAGAUAAAAAUCCAGAAUUAACAGAACUUCAAAAAUUUCAAUAUUUGUUUGCUAGUUUAAAGGGUACUGCACGCAAGCUUAUUUCAGGAUUUUCGCUCACAGAUGAAAAUUAUAAGCACGCUUGGCAGACUCUAGUUGCGAGAUAUGAUAAUAAACGUGAAUUAGCGUUCGCGCAAAUUUCAAAACUAUUUAAUCUAAAGAUAAUUAAGUCUAAUUCUGCGGCUUCGAUAUUUGAAAUUUUAGAUACGUGUAAUGAAGUUAUUCGAAUUCUUUCAACUUUAAAGUUAGAAGUUAAUCCUAUUGUAGAUGUAAUAUUUUUUAUUUUGGGAAAACUAGAUGAUACACUAAGACAGAGAUGGGAAUUAUCUUUAACUAAUCAAGAUAUUCCAACAUUUUUAGAAUUGGCUAAAUUUCUUGAGCAACAGGCAAAAAGUAUUUCAAAUCAAACAGAAUGCAAGCCAAGGGUUCUUCCUAAAAAGGCUUUUGUAAAUAAUGUGGUAGUAAACAAAACAGAAAAUUUAUGCAAUAUUUGUAUCGAAAAUCAUUCAAUUGUUAAUUGUCCCAUGUAUAAUAAGAUGUCUGUUGAUGGCAGGUGGAAAGUAGUUAAAUCUAAAAAGCUGUGUAUAAAUUGUUUACGAAAAUUUCAUAUGGCAAAUAAAUGCCGUUUUACUAACACCUGUAAAGCAUGUCAUAGAAAACAUCAUACUUUAUUGCAUAGAUUUUAUUCUAAAUCUGAAGAACCUAAUGUAAGCAAUACAGUUUGCUAUUCUAAUUCAAAUUUAGAUAAUGCCAAUUCUGAAAAUGUUCCUACAGUGAGGGAAAACAUUCAACUUAGCACAACUUGUCUAAAUUCUAAUAGUGUGGAUGGUAAUACUCUUUUGACAAUCGCUUUGAUAAAGGUAAAAAAUGUAGAGGGUAAUUUAAUUACAUGCAGAGCAUUGAUUAAUAAUGGCUCUCAGAAAUGCCUCAUAAGUAAAAGGUGUGCAGCUUUAUUGCAAUUAACAGAGACUGUCUCAAAUAAAACAAUAUCUGCUAUAAAUAAUACAAUGAUUGAGACAAAUCUUAAUAAAGUUAUUUUAGAGUUCAAACCUCAUUUUAAUGAAAACAGAGAAUUUAAUUGCACUGCACUAGUUGUAAAUAAAAUCACAAGUGAUUUGCCAAAUUUUAAAUUUGACUCUAGUUAUUGGCCACACCUUCAAGGACUUAAACUUGCCGAUCCUACAUUUUUUAUUGUAAGCCCAAUUGACAUUUUACUAGGUGCAGAUAUGUAUGCCGAAAUGUUAUUAGGUCAACUUAUUUCUGGAAAAAAGGGUACACCAGUUGCCAUAAAUUCUCAUUUGGGUUGGUUAGUGUCCGGAAGAAUUUUUUCUGACGCUAAACACGAAAAGGAUGUUGUGAACUGCCACCUAGUUGCUACUUUAGAAAGUUAA